Penicillium pulvis is the source of this 681-nucleotide messenger RNA. RefSeq names its product carbonic anhydrase. The coding region runs from base 1 to 681 and encodes 226 amino acids. The record is from RefSeq and is a predicted model, not a curated record. Gene Ontology annotation, molecular function: carbonate dehydratase activity; zinc ion binding. Gene Ontology annotation, biological process: cellular response to oxidative stress; cellular response to carbon dioxide; carbon utilization. NCBI's taxonomy places the organism in Eukaryota, Fungi, Ascomycota, Eurotiomycetes, Eurotiales, Aspergillaceae. The transcript has 2 exons. Gene Ontology annotation, cellular component: cytoplasm.
AUGGAUCCCGCAGCACCGGCAGACUCUUGCGAGACGUCACACGAUGUCCACAAGUCGUUGGAAACCAUUUUCAAGAACAAUCGGGAGUGGGCGCUUGACAAGGCUCGCGCAGACCCGGUGUUCUUUGAAAAGCUGGCAGAUGGACAGGCGCCCAAUUACCUCUACAUCGGAUGUAGUGACAGCCGCGUCCCCGCCAACGAGAUUAUGGGCCUAGAGGCCGGAGAGGUGUUCGUGCACCGAAACAUCGCCAAUUUGGUCCCUAACCUUGACAUAAACGUCAUGUCCGUGAUCAACUACGCCGUUAGACACCUGCACGUCAAGCACAUCAUCGUCUGCGGCCACUACAAUUGUGGAGGUGUCAAGGCCGCCCUGACACCCGCCGACUUGGGCAUUCUCAACCCAUGGCUCCGGAAUAUCCGUGAUGUCUAUCGCUUGCACGAGAAGGAGCUCGAUCAAAUUGCCGAUGAGAGUGCCAGAUACAACAGACUCAUUGAAUUGAAUGUGGAGGAGUCUUGCAGGAAUGUUAUCAAGACUGCGGCGUUUCAGCAGAGCUACCUAGAACAUGGGUACCCCAUGGUCCACGGAUUGGUCUUCGAUCUUCGCGACGGACUGUUGAAGGAUCUCAAGUUUGAUUUCGAGGGGACUCUUGAGGAUGUUAAGAAGAUCUACUCUCUUUCCUGA